CUUUAGUCCCAUAUUUUGAUAAGUACAGUACCGAAUGGUCAUAUCCCAAUUUUCUAUAUGAGAUGCGAGAUGUUAUCUUGAAGAUUGAGCCAUUUAGUGAAGAUUGGGGUGGGCUUGAUGGAACGUGGUAUAAACGAUAUACGAAACUAGCAAUGAGUGAUGAGAUAUAUCCGCAUCCAUCUAUGAAACCAUUUUUUGAAGAUCUCAUAUUUCAGCGUAAAAAGCAAACUGCGCAAUGUAAUUACAUAAAGACCAGUAUUGAUGUGUUAGAUAAAGCACGAACAUAUGGUGCCCAAGAAAUAAUUUUGGAGAUGUCAGAAGCUCUUGGAACAAAACGUUCUCCAAACAAUAAAGUGGCUGCAGAACCUUCGAAGAAGGGUGAAAUUACAAAAUAUUAUGAUUUGCCAGUGACUUCUGUAGAAUCUGAAACGAAUACUACUGAAUGGGAUUUAUCUUCAGCAUCAGCGCAAAUAGCAAAAGCUUCGAAACUAAGAAAAUACAUCAAUAGUGACAUAGCAGACAAAGUCUUAAAAACUUACAAGACAAGUGUUCUGCCAGGUGAAAAACUUACAUAUGAGGGAGUAAAUGUAUUAAAUUCUGCAUAUUCAGUCAUGAAGGGUAUGAAGAAAACCGAAAUGGCAAAGAGCCCACUUUGUAUCCAUGUCAUUAAUUUCCAUAAUCUUGAUUGUACAAGAUAUUUACCUCAUAACUACAACAAUUACAUCGCAAACCAACUUCAAGAUUGUGAUAAUGAAGCUGUCAAUUUUGAUAUGAAUGAUUUAGAGUCUUUAGGAAAGUGCUUGGAUGAACAUCAAAAUGACUUCUUAAUUCAGACUAUGUCAGAAUAUGAAUUUAAUUCCUAUAUUUGGACACCAUUAUUGAGGAAUGCGUUUCUUGAUAAGAAAGACCUUAAACUAAACUAUGGGGAACUGGCAUCAAGAUCGUACAAAAAACUAAAAGAACUUUUGGAUAUCGGUGGCCGUAGUGCACCAAAACUGGAUGGAAAAGGCUUUCUCAAGUCUUUGGGAACUGAAAUUCUAGCACAAGAGGAUGGCGUUCUAAACACUUGA
This is a messenger RNA of Entrophospora candida, 1070 nucleotides long. NCBI's taxonomy places the organism in Eukaryota, Fungi, Glomeromycota, Glomeromycetes, Entrophosporales, Entrophosporaceae. The record is from the annotation of a GenBank genome assembly.